AUGGUGUGCAUCAUUAUCUGCAAGCAAUCCAAUAUCUCCUAUCCGUUGUUUAACAUUUACGGUCCCAGUAAAACGGAGGAAAAACUUAAAGUUUGGAAUGAGGUCUUCAAUCAAGCUAGCCAAUUGGAUUGUCGUAAGGUCAUUGCUGCUAGUGACUUCAAUGCUCUUUUGGACAUUGAUGAGAAGGUGGGAGGUCUCCAGAAGCCCUCAAAAGUGAUGGAUGAUUUUCAAGAAUUUGUAUCUAAUUGCAAACUAAUAGAUAUCAUAGCAAAGAAUGGAAGAUUCACUUGGACCAACAGAAGAUUAAAUUUUGCCAGCAUAUCAGAAAGGCUUGAUCGCUUCCUGGUGGGGGAAUGGUGGAUUAAUGGUGACUACUCUCUAGAAACUGAAAUUGUGCCCCAAAUCAAAUCAGAUCAUCUACCACUGUCAUUAUCCAUUGCACGGGAAAAUCAGAAUCAUAAGAACUAUUUUAAAUUCUUGAGCAUGUGGUGGAGGGAUGAAACAUUCCUUGUCAAUCUGAAAAAUUGGUGGCAGGAAGGCAACAUAUACUCUGGCUACCCUAGCUUUAAGUUUAUCAAAAGAAUUCAAUUCCUGAAAAACAAAAUUAAGGACUGGAAUAAGAACUCAUUCAAAAAUAUUUUUGUUGAGAAAGGUAGAAUCGAGGAAAAGCUAGAAGAGAUUGGUAAUAAGGUAAUGCAAUUUGGCAUAACCAAUGUGGAGUUCGAAUUAGAGAAAUCACUGAAAACACAGUAUUUGGAAAUUUUGAAGAGGGAAGAACUAUAUUGGAAAGACAAAUCCAGGGGACGGCUUAAACAUCACACACUAAUCCUUUGA
Molecule: messenger RNA, 834 nt
Organism: Cryptomeria japonica (Japanese cedar)
Lineage: Eukaryota; Viridiplantae; Streptophyta; Pinopsida; Cupressales; Cupressaceae
Exons: 1
Coding region: 1-834 (277 amino acids)
Source: RefSeq, a predicted model, not a curated record